This is a messenger RNA of Syngnathoides biaculeatus (alligator pipefish), 5120 nucleotides long. It is a transcript of the gene efs, whose product is annotated as embryonal Fyn-associated substrate. Lineage: Eukaryota; Metazoa; Chordata; Actinopteri; Syngnathiformes; Syngnathidae. Gene Ontology annotation, cellular component: plasma membrane; cytoplasm. The coding region runs from base 349 to 3123 and encodes 924 amino acids. The transcript is spliced from 8 exons. The record is from RefSeq and is a predicted model, not a curated record. Gene Ontology annotation, biological process: cell migration; cell surface receptor protein tyrosine kinase signaling pathway. Gene Ontology annotation, molecular function: protein binding.
UGGAUCAAAUCUCAAGAACUGGGGUCAACACUUCCGGAUGAUUUAUAGGUCGUCGAAAGUACCCCAGAAGCCAGAGAAGGCGGAGAUCAUUUUGUUGUCAUCGGGCGAAAAUGAUUGAACGCCAAUGGCCACUCAGUUUUUACGCGUGAGAAGAAGCGCUUUCGCCCUAUCUCAAACUGGUCGCCGAUGUGGAAGUUUAUCGGCGAAUACCAAAAACCAAGGUCCGCAGGCCCGGCGUUUGUGUUCGGCAAUGCGGGGACGAUGUGAGUUGGGUGGACCUCGCUGAUCGAGCGGAACACUCGAGUUCGACCUUCCCCGAGACCGACUAAGCCUCAGCAGUUCACAGCCAUGUCUGUUUCUACGGUGCUGGCGAAGGCGCUCUUUGACAACACCGCAGAGAGCCCGGAGGAAUUGGCCUUCAGGAAGGGCGACAUCCUGAUGGUUUUGGAGCAGGAGCAGAGCGGCGGGCCCGGCUGGUGGCUGUGCUCCCUGCACGGCCGGCAGGGCAUCGCCCCGGCCAAUCGUCUGCGGCUCCUCCGGACUGCCCCGGCCCCCGGCCCGGACUCCGUCUACUUGUCCCCGGGUCCGCCGACGACCUGCGCCAGCGAAGACGACGCGGACGCCGUGUACCGCUCCCCGCCGGCUGCAGGCGAAAGCCGAGGGGCCGGCGCGGGCUCGAGACCCGGCGAGCUCCGCAAGGCGGACGGCGGACGUCCGCGCUCGCACUCCAGUUCCGGAUCCCGACCCAGGCCCGACUGGGACGUGAGAGCGGGAGGUCGCCCGCGCUCGCCUUCCCUAAGAGGACGGGGCGCAGAUGUGAGCAAAGCUCUUUAUCAGACCCCAGUGAGCCCGCUGCCCUCAUCUGCUCAGCACGCCAGGCAGCCAGGAGCUCAAACGGCCCCAGAGUCUGUGUACCUCUCCCCCGGCGGAAUUGCCAGAGCGGGGGACGAGUCAGAGGAUACCACAUACCUCGUCCCCCGAGGAGAAACGCUCAACGCGGAGCCCUCUGACGACUGUUACUUGGUGCCGAAAGGGACGCCGCUUGCUGGUGAGGAUGUUUACCAAACCCCGACAGGAGGAGUUCUUGCCGGCGCGACUCACCAGGCAAAUGGGAGCCAGGAUACGGGCGGGAUGUACCAGACACCGUCUUCCAUGGCGGCGAGCCUUCAAAGGACUUCGUCGUCCCCUGUCCAAGCAACCCUUGGGCCCCUCCUCAAGGGCCCGUCGCCCACCGCCGCCGUGGCCAGAGGCAAAGCGGGUCUCGCCUGCCACCGGGGGUCGCCUUUGGUAGUGCGAGCGGGCCACCUCCGAGUUCCCGGAUCGCCAAAUUUUGCCCGAAAGCCCCCGCCCCCGGCGCCCCCGGUGAGGGGCGUUACCCGCAAAGACGGGCAGCAGCCCUUGCCCGUGCCAGGUGAUAUCGGCGCGGCCCCCAACCCUGGAUCUCAGGCGCAGGAGAUUGACAGGCAGACGAGCCAGGACCUGGAGAAAAGCAACAAUGCGCACAACAGCAAAGGGCCAAAUCAAGAUCAUGCAGACCCCGGGGAUGAUCAGGUAUACGACACCCCACCCGGCGGAAGAUGGCAGCGUGCGGCGCCGCCAACGCUCUGCGGCACCGCCGACGGCAUCUACGACACGCCCCGCACUACGCCCCCGCACCUCGACUCGGAGACCGAGGUGUACGACGUCCCCACCAUCACACUGAACGGCUCCACCUCGGACGCCCUAGCGAGCGCCGCCGCUCCGGCCGACGCAGACGACGUCUACAGCGUACCCACGCUUCCGGGUGUGCCCCCGGCUCCCGGGGAGACCACGCCGGGUCUUUCCGGGGAGGACGUGAGCCAGAACGGUCAGGCCUGUGGCAUCCUGGCAUCCACAGAGAAGCAGGCCAGCGCUGGAGAGCGGCAGCGGGACUCUGCGGACUGCGGGAUCUACGACAUGCCCGCCCUGACCGCCGAGGUCCUGCCCCACUCGUCCUCGUCUUCCUCCACCUCCGCUCGCCGUCUCUCCGUGUCCAGCAACGGCUCCGGGGACGUCCAGUGGAGAGCCUCGCUCUCCUGCCUGGUCCACGCCGUGCUGAGCGCCGCGUCCUGCUCGCCCGCCGCUCUCUCUUCCCGCGAUCUGGCCACAUCGCUAGCCGAAAUCUUGUCCACGUGGAAAGCCAGCCAGUCCGGCGACCCCCCGCCGCCUCUUCAGCAGGCUUGGGCUCGCCUGUCGGACCUGCUGCCCGCGUUAUCGGCCGUGGGCGGCGCUCCUCCGUCGGAAGGGCUCUUGUCGCUGGUCCGGCGCUCCCUGGAGGAAAGCGCUGUACUCUUGCAGGCUCAGGGUCGUCCCAGACUGCCUUCCCAGGAGUCUUUGUCCCGCAGGCCGCUGCCCGCGCUCCCGGUGUCGGACGGGAAGGCGACAGGGGGCGGAAUGGGCUCUCGUAAAAGUAGCUGGAUUCAGGAACGACCUUUGCCCCCGACCCCUCAGCCGGCCUUCCCCUUGCCUCCCACUUUGGCCACGGUCACGCUCACGGUGGGCCACGGCGACGAAGAUCCCGGCAACGAAUACGCCGGCAUCGGCUUGACUCCUGUCCCGGCCGCGGUGCCCAACGGUGACAGCGUUGGAUACGUAAAGUUGCAGGGAAAACCGGAACUUCCCCUGGCACUGAACGGACAAACCAUUACUUCAGAGCUGAGACUCACGCCGUCCCCUCCCCUGCCGGUCUCCCUCUCGCUGGAGGAUUCGGAGCUGCUGUCCUUCUACUCGUCGCAGAGCUUGGCUCACCUCUCCUGCCUGGCCGACGCCAUCGACGUGCUCUUCGGCAGCGUGCAGGGCAACCAGCCUCCCCGGGUGUUCGUGGCCCGCGGGAAGAGCCUCAUCGUGACGGCGCACAAGUUGGUGUUCAUUGGCGACACUCUGUCCCGCCUCCUCACCUCCGCGGACCUGCGCGCCAAGAUCACAACUUCCGGGGGUCGCCUCUGCCAGGCCUUGAAGGCGGUCGUCGUAGCGACGAAAGGCGCGGCCCAAAACUACCCGUCGGUGUCGGCCUCCCAGGAGAUGGUGGACCGCGUCGCCGAGCUCUCCCAGCAGGCCGCCGGCUUUUCCACUCUGCUGCAGCGCCUGGCUGAGAUCUCCUCGUGAUGUUUUGGGACGGGCCGCGUGACAAACUUCGUUGACGCUACACACCUUUUCCCCUCUCUUGGAAAAUGCCUUAUUUUGUUAUUCCACUCGCCGCUCCCCCCCCCCCCCCCCACCUGUCCUUCUCCAUCGUGUGACUCGGUUUUGCCCUUUCCCCUUUUGUCCGUGUUAACUUAUUGAGGACCGGAAGUUGCUCUUUGGAGAUUUACUUUGAAGUAUUUCAUUUUCUCCGUAGUUUAAAUGUCAGACGCAGGCAACUCGAGGCGCCGAUUCAACGGGAACUUGGGAACGACUCGAUUUAGGCUUGAACUAAAUGACUCGACGGGUCUUGUACGUUUACAUUUUAAAAUCUGCAGUUUUGAGCUAGUUUGCGUUUUGAAAGAAAAUGAACGCGCAAACCUGACGGCCAACUCGUGUGCUCGAAUAUGCCAAAAUCCGGGCUUAAAAACGGCUCAAAAUGAGGUGUUCAAGUGAAAUCAUCCGCUACAUUUCGACUUUCUUCGUCAAAGGCCUCGUUGAUGUGACUUCCUCCCACCUCAGAUAAAUCAAGCACAGGAGGAGACCUUUCCGUUGUGGUUCUGACCUACUUUUUUAACAGCGAGACCUCCAAAAGCAGUUUGUUUUCGCCACUCCCGCAAGCCUCCAUCCUUACUCGGCCUGCUCUCCCGGUGUGUUUUUUGCGAGACGAGACGACGACAAAGCGCUGUCACAAUCCGCCCCGACACACCUCGAGUGACAGUUCUCACCUGGUGAGAAUUCCCAGAAUGUGAACCAGUCAGGGGUUCGAAUGACCCCCUCCCCCCCGGGACGGCAGCUCUUUCCCACGGUGUGGCAACGGUGCGCUGUACAAAACCUGUGGACCGGGUUUCCCUGUCUCCACACGUUUGAAUUUGCUUUUUGACAUUGUUGUUGUGUGUGGGCUCACACGCCUCUGUAAGUCUUUGCUGGCGUUUUUGGUGUGGGUUCCAAAGCUGGCCCGUCGUCCUUUGCUCAAGCCGUUGCUUUGGGCCAGUGAAGAUCAUACGGACACGGCGUCAGAAUUCCAGCUCCCUUUCUACCUUUCACACGCAUGUUUCUGUUCAAGUCAUUCCUGCCAUCUCUUUUGUGCUAUUCUGAUACCUUCCUUUUUUUUUUCUACUUUCAAUGUUGGUCACGCACUGAAUGAUGGCCUUUGCCCCUCUUUCAUCUGUGUUCUCCAAGCCAGACCGUCAUCAAGCCCUUCCUUCUCAUCACGCGUUCCUUGGUCCGGAUUCGGGACUUGUGAUGUCCACACGACAAGUAUUGGCCUCAUCCUUCCAAGCAUGCCUGCGGGAACCCUCCUGUCCCAUUUUCCCUGCUAUUGUGUCACCUUGUGGAUGUUUGAAGUAUUAAUGGAAAGUACACCUAUUACAAGUUUGAAGAGAAGCAAGUAACUUUUAUAUUAUGAUCUAUUUUUUUUUUUCUUCAUUCAUAGCUUUGCCAUGCUGGACUUUUUGUCAUGCAUGUUCUUUUUUGAUUUGGUGGGGUGCUGUAUUGCAGUGGUUGUCGAACUGGUCGCAGGGGGGACGUUUGUUAAAUGGGUGUUCCGGCGGCCAUGUUGUUGAUGUCAGUAGUGCACGUCAGCUUGCGAGAAUGGCUCAGUUGAAUAUUUAGGUUGAAAUGUUACGAAAAAUAAUUCACAUUAAUGCAGGUUGUAGUUGUGUUUAAUUGGCGUUCAGAUGACGAGGGGGGUCCUCGGAAUAAAAAAAAAAAAUCUCCCCUGCACUGAAUAAAUUAUAAAACCAUGGUCAUUGUCAAGAAAUGAAAAAAAUGCCCCCGUGACUGUUUGUUGUACAGUGAAUGUUUUUUUUUUUUUUUUUUACACUUGAGCUCAACCGCGUAUGCUGAGGUUUAGCAAUACUGACCUACACCUCGUCACUUCUCAACAUUAUGUCUGCUUUGUAUUCCAGUCCAAAAUAAACUUUUUAUCCCCCCCCCCUUCCCCCCCAGUCAAUAAACAACGAUUUUAUUGGUAAUACAGG